Lipotes vexillifer (Yangtze River dolphin) is the source of this 1188-nucleotide messenger RNA. It is a transcript of the gene CYLC2, whose product is annotated as cylicin 2. Gene Ontology annotation, cellular component: nucleus. Gene Ontology annotation, molecular function: structural constituent of cytoskeleton. The transcript has 4 exons. The record is from RefSeq and is a predicted model, not a curated record. Lineage: Eukaryota; Metazoa; Chordata; Mammalia; Artiodactyla; Lipotidae. The coding region runs from base 1 to 1188 and encodes 395 amino acids.
AUGAAGUUCAAACCCUUGCUGUUCAAGGGUCAACUCCAAAAAAUAAACUUCGGGACAUAUGAUAAUUACAUCCCAGUCAGUGAAUUAAGUAAAAAAUCAUGGAAUCAGCAACAUUUUGCCCUGGUAUUUCCCAAACCACCACGGCCAGGAACAAGAAAGAGAUCAAAACCUUCCCAACUACAAGACAAAACAGUUCCUAGAUAUGAUGAAGACAAAUUAAGGGGAGCUCAUAAACCACCAUUAUGGAUGCACCAUUCAUUAAUGAGAAUUUCUGAGAGACCAUCUGUUUAUUUAGCUGCUAGGAGGCAGCCUCCACAGAAACCAGCUCAACACUCCAGGGAGGAUGCUAAAGAUGUAGCAAAACCUUUAUCUCCAUCAAUAAUUAAGAAAAGUAAGGAAGACAAGAAGGACAAAUCAGAUUCAGAAGCAGAGUCCACAGUUUCAGAGGAAAAACUUAGGAAAGGUUCAAAGAAAGAACCAGGAGCUAAAGAAGAGAAAGCAGAUGCAAAGAAAGAUGUCAAAAUAGAGAAAAAAGGUUCAAAGAAGGGCAAGGAGUCAGUUACAGAAUCUGAAGAUGAAAAAGCAGGUGCAAUAAAAGGUUCUAAAAAAUUCAAGAAAGGUUCAAAGAAGGACAACGACUCAGCUACAGAAUCAGAAGGUGAAAAAGGAGAUGCCAAGGAAGACUCUAAAAAAAAUAAGAAAGGGUCAAAGAAGGGCAAGGAGUCUGAUACAGAAACAGAAGGUGAAAAGGGAGAUGCAAAGAAAGAGUCAAAGAAAGAUAAGAAAGAUUCAAAGAAGGGCAGGGAGUCUGCUACAGAAUUAGAAGGUGAAAAAGGAGAUGCGAAGAAAGAUUCAAAAAAAGAUAAGAAAGGUUCAAAGAAGGGCAAAGAGUCCAUUACAGAAGCAGAAGGUGAAAAGAAAGAUGGAAAGAAGGAUAAGAAAGGGAACAAGGAUUCAAAGAAACCUGGUGAGAAAGGAGAUGAAUCAAAGGACAAGAAAGAUUCAAAGAAGAAGGAGAGUAAAAAAGAUAAGAAAGAUGAAAAGAAGCCCGGUGAGGCAGAUAGUGAGUCAAAAGAUGCUGCCAAGAAAGAAAAGAAAGAUGCCAAGAAAGAAACUGACACAGAAUCUGCUGAGUCAAAGAAAGAUGCCAAGAAGGAUGCAAAGAAAUAUGCCAAGAAGGGCAAGUAG